Phyllopteryx taeniolatus (common seadragon) is the source of this 2667-nucleotide messenger RNA. It is a transcript of the gene prpf18, whose product is annotated as PRP18 pre-mRNA processing factor 18 homolog (yeast). Lineage: Eukaryota; Metazoa; Chordata; Actinopteri; Syngnathiformes; Syngnathidae. Gene Ontology annotation, cellular component: U2-type post-spliceosomal complex; U5 snRNP; U4/U6 x U5 tri-snRNP complex. The coding region runs from base 112 to 1191 and encodes 359 amino acids. The record is from RefSeq and is a predicted model, not a curated record. Gene Ontology annotation, biological process: RNA splicing; generation of catalytic spliceosome for second transesterification step. The transcript has 11 exons.
CUUCCGGGUGACAACCACUGCUAGUCUGCUACUGUAGGCGUUUGAUUGGUUCGACUAGAAUGCCUUUUUGGGGGGAAUAAAAUAAAUUGUGAUUGUUUUUAUAUAGCCAGGAUGGAUAUACUUAAAGCUGAGAUCGAGAGGAAGAGGAAACUCAUCGAGGAGAAACAACUUGUUGACGACUCCAAAAAGUUCUUCAAAAGGGCAGAUCUCACACGCAAGGAGCAGGAGGACUACUUCCAGAGAUGUGGCUAUAAGGUUCAGAGAGAGACUCCUGACAGUCAGAUUGACAAAAAAGAAGAUGAAGUUUCCACCUCAGCUAAUCCAGUGUUGGAGCUGGAACUAACUGAAGAAAAGCUACCCAUGACGCUGUCGCGGCAGGAGGUCAUCCGGCGGCUGAGGGAACGAGGCGAGCCAAUCCGUCUGUUCGGAGAGUCCGACUAUGACGCCUUCCAGAGACUCCGCAAGAUUGAGAUUCUGACUCCAGAAGUAAACAAGGGUUUGAGGAAUGACCUUAAGGCGGCCAUGGACAAGAUUGACCAGCAAUACCUGAAUGAAAUUGUCGGCGGGACAGAGCCGGGAGAACUCGACACGCAGCUUGACCUCAAAGUGCACGAAGAAAACACCACAAUAGAAGAACUGGAGGCACUUGGCAAAACUCUGGGCAAAGGAGACGACGACAGAGACCAGGAUGUUAUCGACAAGUUCCUGAGUGUAAGACUAAUGAAGCCAAUCGCAGCUCAGUUCCUUCUCGGCGUUUGGGCGAAAGAUCUGAACAGUCGCGAGGAUCAUGUGAAGCGCAGCGUUCAGGGGAAGCUGGCCAGUGCCACCCACUCGCAGACCGAGUCGUACCUCAAACCUCUCUUCAGGAAGCUCAGGAAGAAGAAUUUGCCGGCUGAUAUCAAAGAAUCCAUCACUGACAUCAUCAAAUUCAUGCUGGAGAGGGAAUAUGUUAAGGCAAAUGAUGCGUAUCUCCAGAUGGCCAUCGGAAACGCACCCUGGCCUAUCGGCGUGACCAUGGUGGGUAUCCACGCCCGUACGGGCCGAGAGAAGAUCUUCUCCAAGCACGUGGCCCACGUCCUCAACGAUGAAACCCAGAGGAAGUAUAUUCAGGGACUAAAGAGGCUGAUGACCAUCUGCCAAAAACACUUUACGACGGAUCCAUCGAAGUGUGUGGAGUACAACGCUCUUUAAUGUCCUGCUGCAAGUAAACAUUGGGAAUUUCCAAGCAGCUGGAUCAUGUCAAGACACCAGCUUGUUGCAGAAUUGACUGACGGAGAUUACACGAAGCCACUUGUGCACGUUUAUCUUCAGAUGCGUCACGACGCUCAUGGGUUUGCGCAACAUCUCAUUUUCAAUAGUAAAAAAACAGCCAUUUGGUCUUUUGAGAGCAUGCAUGUAUAAUGAUGAAUCCUCUGCAGAUUUCUUUCUUCUUUCAGGAAACAUUUACUAUUAUGCUUUUACUGUGAGCCACGAUGCUGUGUAAAGUGGAAGAUCCUGUAGUGUAAGUUUUAUUACACCCACCAACCACUGCAGAAUCAGGUGUGUGUAUCUUUUGUUGAGUUUGGUGUUUUAAGCCAAUAAGCUCAGGAGAAUUUAGUAGGAAGUCAUAUAAAAUUGUAAACUUAAUGUAACGUACUCUAAAGUCAGGUUUUUUGUUUUGUUAAAAUACUAUUAUUUGUUGUAAUUUACAAGCUGUUUUUUUUUUUUUUAAUUUGUGCGCCAUGUAUGUCACAUUGAAUUACACACUAAUUAGUACAUUUUUCAUACAAAAGUCUACUGAAUGCUCAUGAGAUUGGGCUCUUAUCUGGUUUCUCUGUGACAUUAUUUUUUUCUGACAAAUGUCAUUUUCAAAGCAAUGUUUUUUAUUUUAUUUUUAUUUUUUUUAAAGAAAGUAUCUGAUAUAUUCUGCUAAUUAAUGCAUUUUUUGGUCCAAAAUCCUACUAAAUAAUGAGAUUGGGCUCUUAUCAGAUUGCUGGCAUUUUUUUCCCCUUAUGAAUUUUAUUCUCAAAACAUUAAAGAAAUCCAGAUAUUUGUAAUAAAUUAUGCUAAUUAAUGUGUGUCUUUGUACACAAUCCUGCUAAAUUCUCAGAGAUUAGGCUCUUUUGUCUGAUUUCUCUGUUACAUCAUAUUGUUCUUACUAAAUAAAUGUGUACUGGUUGAGACCUUUGCUGCUGUCCUUAGCCACCAGCAAAACGAUCUGUACAAAACAAUUAUUCCAUCAAAGUGUUUUCAGUUGUUGUGAUGCGCUCUGCCAGAUGCUAAUCCUAUCCAGCUGAGAUGUUUUCACAAUUUUUUCUCCUGAAUUUUUUUUAAACCAACACUUUCUCGGUAACUUCAAAUCAUGUCUUAUUUUGCAUUAAUUGUUUUUUUAUAUAAAAAAUUUAAAACCACCAAACUCUUGAAUAAGCAGGGAUACACUGCCAAUAACCAUUUUUGGGGUUGGUUCCCCCCAAAAAAAGAAAAAAAAAAAAGGGGGGGGUGGGGAAUCAGCAAAUAGGCGAGGCCGCGGGUCCUGAAACCUGAGUAUUAGUAUUCUACUAAUUGAAGCAGGUUUUUUUUGUACAAAAUCAUACGGAAUUCUCACAGCAUUGUGGAUUUUUAUAUACAAAAUCAAAUUAGAUUCUCACGGCAUGAGGCUCUUACCUUUUUUCAAUAGCAAAUUCCAAA